AAAACAAGUGCAACAACUGAUGUUACCAGCAAAAGCAGUACAACCUCGCCAUCACCAACGACGGCCACCACUACAGAGCUGAAGACGACCACAACAACAUCUUCAACUACUGAAAUUCCUGUAGUGGUAACAUUAUCCACAACGGAUACUACUAGUAAGUUAACAACCUCAGAAGCUACCACACAAACAACCACAGAAGCUACCACUUCAACUGCUACCACAACUGUAACUACAACAACAGAGAGUACUUCUGUUGCAACCACAGUAUCGAAGACAGCUGCUCAUGGGACUACUACCAAAGAAAGCACCACGACAUCAUCAACAGACUUGACAACCCCCACACAAACAGCAUCAAGCAGCAAACUAACCACCACCGAGACAACCCCUAGCACUGCUCCAUCCACCACAACCCAAUCUUCAAGCACAACCACUUCUCACCAGACAACAACAACAACCACAACCCAGCCUCCAAGAAGAAUCCCUGAAGUCCGCAGACAACCAGCCGAAGACUGGGCUAAAGCCUAUGAGAAGUUCCAAGGCUGUUAUAUUCCUAGUACAGGAGGCAGUCUGGAGGAAACAGUCAAAAAUGCUAGGAACUUUUAUAACACAACCCGCUGGUGCCCACCUGUGAGGGUUGGUAAUCUGAAAUGGAAUGUCACAAGAGCAGGUCAGACUGGGAAAGCUACAUGUGCUAGCGGAAAUGGGGUAGCAUCGUUCCAGUGUGAUGCCGAUAAAGUGUGUUGGCGCGGACAGCCGGACAUCACUGGCUGUGCUUCACCAAAACUGCAGCAGAUACUCAGACAGGUGGAGGAGAUCCCUAACAAAGAAGUGACAGCCGCUCCUCCAACUAUAGAGCAAUCUGUAGAUCUGUCCAACCAGCUGGUCCGAGUGGCAGAAUCUGAAGACACCACGGUAGAAGAUGUCAUUGUGGCGUCAAGGGUCAUCACAACGCUAACCCAAGUGGAGACAACCGAAGCUCAAGAUGAGAAUCAAGUGGAGGCUCUUGUGCUUAAUGUGGUACAGACCGGAAGUAAUUUUGUGUCCACAAAUAAAUCUGCAAUGUGGGAGAGAAUGACCAAUGAGGACAAAGUUCGGUCUGCGUCCACGCUAAUGGUUGCUAUUGAGACUGCAACUGUUACUAUGGCGGAAAAGAUAGAUAAGCCAACUGUUAUCAAGAAAACUGAUGAAAAUAUAGAGCUAGAACUGCGUGUUGUUGACACCAAGGUCCUGGAGAAGGAGAAGAAGAAUGAACUUGUCUAUGACUCCAGCAACUAUGACAGCUCUUUCUCUAUUCCCAUUGAAACUCUGAAGAGUGUUAGUAAAGGUGUACUGGCCAAAGCUGUCUUCAUGACUCACUAUUCCAUGUCUGGUCUGCUGGGAGGGCGCACACAGAGGCGGACCUUCACAGGAAAAUAUGAGACAUCCCAAACUGGGACUGCAGAAAGCAACAGCACUGCUAAUGCGGGUGUUGAUGUUGGCUUGCACGAGACUGGAGGGGAUACAAGUAAAGAUUCAAAAGGUCCUCAGAUUGUUAGCUACAUCUUGAGCGCUUCACUUGGUGCAGACAGAAUAAUCCAGAAGCUGCCCAAGCCGAUCUCUUUUACCAUGAGGCAUAUCGAGGAGAUUGACGAUAGAUACACUAUUUUAUGUUCCUUCUGGAACGUCAGUAAACAGAACCAGCUUGGCUUCUGGUCACAGGAGGGAUGUAGAAUCUUGCGCACCAACAAGUCAUAUACGACUUGCGAGUGUGAUCACAUGACCAACUUUGCUAUCUUGUUAAACGUCCAUGACUUCGAGGCAUCACCGACCCAUCUGUCCAUGCUGCGACUGGUCACUAUCAUCGGCUGCGUCAUCUCCUGUGUCUCUCUGCUAGCCAGCUGGGUCACCUUCCAGUGCUUCACCUCUUUGCAAGGAGAGAGGAAUUCUAUACACAAAAACCUGGCCUUCACAUUAUUCGUGGCAGAGUUAUUGUUUGUAUUUGGAAUUCAUCAAGUCCAGCAACCGAUAUUGUGCUCUGUCAUUGCUGGCUUUCUCCAUUUUUUCUUUGUGGCUGCUUUUAUGUGGAUGUUUAUUGAAGGGCUUCACAUCAUCUUUAUGCUGGUUCAAGUGUUUGAUGCUUCUAGAUCCAGACUACCCUAUUAUUAUUUGACCGGCUAUGGUGUGCCAUUUGCAGUGGUUGGUGCGUCUUGUUUGUUCUACUACAAGGGCUAUGGAACAGACAAGUU
This is a messenger RNA of Candidula unifasciata, 2225 nucleotides long. Lineage: Eukaryota; Metazoa; Mollusca; Gastropoda; Stylommatophora; Geomitridae. The record is from the annotation of a GenBank genome assembly.